UGCAUGUGUGCGUCAUCGAGACAACAACUUUACAACCUUUAGGAUAUAUGUGUCAAUAAGUCUACAGCCUACAUGUUUUAUAAUAAAUAUAACGAUACGCAGGCGACAACUUCGACUGUAAAGUUUUCUGAAACAAUGACAUCAGUGUUUCUGCGGCAGGAGAGAGAUGAGUGCGAGUGCGCGUGCGUGCGUUCGGCGAGAGAGGAAGCCAGAGAGGCAGCGACGGGACGCUGCGCGGUUAAUGCAACUUGACUGAAGUUGGGAUCGGAGCUUCAUCCCCGCGUCCUUGCGGAGAUGCGGCGGUCAUUGAAAGAGCGCACAUUUAAACAACAACAACCCAGACCGUGACGAAGUCAAGAUGACGAUCCCGAAAGAAAUCCCGGAGAAAUGGUUUCCAUUCUUUCUCCCCCUAAAAAGAAAGAAACAGAAAGGACUGAAUGGAGCCAAAUCCAAAAAGAGGUGCACAGAGGAGGAGAGAAAGGUCCGAGCCAAUGACAGAGAGUACAACGAAAAGUUUCAGUACGCGAGUAACUGCAUUUUGACAUCCAAGUACAACAUUGUCACCUUUCUACCCGUCAACUUGUUUGAGCAGUUCCAGGAAGUAGCCAACACCUACUUCCUUUUCCUGCUCAUACUGCAGCUAAUACCUCAGAUCUCCUCCCUCUCGUGGUUCACUACCAUUGUGCCUUUAGCUCUGGUUCUGAGCAUCACCGCAGUAAAGGAUGCCACAGAUGACUAUUUUCGUCAUAAGAGCGACAACCAAGUGAACAACCGGCAGUCUCAGGUCCUCAUCCGUGGCUCGCUACAGAAUGAAAAGUGGAUGAAUGUUCGAGUGGGUGACGUCACUAAACUGGAAAACAACCAGUUUGUGGCAGCUGACCUGCUCCUGUUGUCCAGCAGCGAACCUCAUGGACUCUGUUACAUCGAGACAGCCGAGCUGGAUGGAGAGACCAAUAUGAAGGUCCGUCAGUCCGUCUCAGUGACAUCUGAACUUGGAAACCAGAACAACUUGUCUUCAUUCGACGGUGAGGUGGCGUGUGAGCCCCCCAACAACAAGCUGGAUCGGUUCUGUGGGACUCUGUACUGGAGAGACAAGAAGUACACCCUGACGAACCAGAACAUGCUGCUACGAGGAUGCGUCCUCCGCAACACAGAGGCCUGCUACGGCCUGGUCAUCUUCGCAGGCCCAGAUACCAAGCUAAUGCAAAACAGCGGUCGCACCAAGUUUAAGCGGACGAGCAUCGAUCGCCUGAUGAACACUCUGGUCCUCUGGAUCUUUGGCUUCCUGGUGUGUAUGGGUGUGAUCCUGGCUGUGGGUAACGCAGUGUGGGAGAGAGAGGUGGGCUCCCUGUUUCAGAGCUAUCUGCCCUGGGACACUCCUGUGGACAACUUCCUGUUCUCAGCCUUCCUCUCCUUCUGGUCCUAUGUCAUCAUUCUCAACACCGUGGUGCCUAUCUCUCUGUAUGUGAGUGUGGAGGUGAUCCGGCUGGGCCACAGCUACUUCAUCAACUGGGACCAGGAGAUGUUCUGCUCCCAGUGUAACACAGCAGCCGAGGCCAGGACCACCACCCUGAACGAAGAGCUCGGCCAGGUUGAAUAUAUCUUCAGUGACAAGACUGGAACCCUCACUCAGAACAUCAUGAGCUUCAAUAAGUGCUCCAUCAAUGGACAGACUUACGGGGAAGGAACGGACCCGUUGGGACCUCGGCCAAAGAGAUUGGACUUCACCCUCUUCAACCCCCUGGCGGACCCGGACUUCUGUUUCUAUGACGACACCCUGCUGGAAUCAGUGAAAGUGGGAGACGCACACGCUCACACGUUUUUCCGCCUGCUCUCCCUCUGUCACACCGUUAUGAGUGAGGAGAAGAGCGAGGGAGAGCUGGUUUACAAGGCUCAGUCGCCAGAUGAGGGGGCUCUCGUGACGGCGGCUCGAAACUUCGGCUUCGUGUUUCGCUCCCGAACACCUGGGACGAUAACUACGACAGAGAUGGGACGACCUGUCACCUACACUCUGCUCGCCAUUCUGGACUUCAAUAACAUUCGCAAGAGAAUGUCUGUAAUAGUGCGUAACCCAGAGGGCCGUAUCCGUCUGUACUGUAAAGGAGCUGACACUGUGCUGCUGGAGAGACUCCACCCCUGUAACCAGGAACUGAUGAAUGUCACCUCGGACCACCUCAAUGAGUAUGCUGCCGAUGGUUUGCGGACACUGGCGCUGGCCUACAGGGACCUGUCAGAGGACGAGUGGGAGGCGUGGUCAGAGAGCCACCGCUGCGCGGACAAGGCCUCCAACUGCAGAGAGGACCGAGUGGCAGCCGCUUAUGAGCAGAUAGAACAAGACAUGAUGCUCCUGGGGGCCACGGCUAUAGAGGACAAGCUGCAGGAAGGCGUCCCAGAGACCAUCGCUGUCCUCUCUCUGGCUAACAUUAAGAUCUGGGUUCUCACUGGAGACAAGCAGGAGACCGCUGUCAAUAUCGGCUAUUCUUGCAAAAUGCUGACAGAUGAUAUGACCGAGGUGUUCAUCAUCAGUGGACACACUGUGCAGAGCGUACGGCAGGAGCUCGGGAGGGCGAGGGAAAGGAUGAUCGAGCUGUCAAGGACCAGAGAAGAAGAGGAGGAGGGGAAGGAGGGAUGUUUCAUGGGUAACGGUUUCAGAGAGCGACAAGAAGGAGAUGGUACAGGAGGAGGAUGCGGAGGAAAACAGCUGCAGUGUCCUCCUCCUCCUCUUCCUCCUCCUCCUCCUCCCUCCAACCUCAUGGACAACAUCUUUGGAGAGUUUGCACUCGUAAUCAACGGACACAGUCUGGCCCACGCGCUAGAAGCAGACAUGGAGACAGAGUUUGUGUCGACGGCCUGCGCGUGCAAAGCAGUGAUCUGCUGCCGGGUCACCCCGCUGCAAAAGGCUCAGGUGGUGGACGUCAUCAAGAAACACAAGAAGGCCGUCACUCUGGCUAUAGGAGACGGAGCUAACGACGUUAGCAUGAUCAAAAGUGCUCAUAUCGGAGUUGGUAUCUCAGGUCAGGAGGGGAUCCAGGCCAUGCUGGCCAGUGACUACUCCUUCUCCCAGUUCCGCUUCCUACAGCGACUCCUGCUGGUGCACGGCCGCUGGUCCUACCUGCGCAUGUGCCGGUUCCUCUGCUACUUCUUCUACAAGAACUUUGCCUUCACCAUGGUGCACUUCUGGUUUGGGUUCUUCUGUGGCUUCUCUGCACAGACGGUGUAUGACCAGUACUUCAUCACUCUCUACAACAUUCUCUACACCUCCCUCCCUGUGCUGGCCAUGGGGAUAUUUGACCAGGACGUUCCUGACCAGAGGAGUCUGGAGUAUCCUAAACUGUAUGAGCCCGGGCAGCUCAACCUGCUCUUCAACAAGAGAGAGUUUUUCAUCUGCAUCGCCCAGGGCAUCUACACAUCAGUGGUGCUGUUUGUUGUCCCCUGUGCUGUCCUGUCCGACGCCACUCAGAGCACCGGAGUGCCCCUCGCUGACUACCAGACGUUUGCAGUCACCACGGCGACAGCCCUGGUCAUUGUGGUCAGCGUACAGAUCGCUCUUGACACAGGCUUCUGGACUGUUAUCAACCAUGUGUGUGUGUGGGGCUCUCUGGGCUUAUUCUUCUCCAUCAUGUUCACUCUGCAAAGUCAGACCCUCUUCAGGAUCUUUCCCAAUCAGUUCCACUUUGUAGGUAGUGCCCAGAGCACGUUGUUGCAGCCAGUCGUGUGGUUAACUAUUGCGCUGGCGACAGCAAUAUGUAUAGUUCCAGUUUUGGCAUUCCGCUUCCUCAAGGUGGACCUGAAACCACAGCUGUCAGACACGGUCCGCUACACUCAGCUGGUGCGGCAGAAGAAGCGAAAGCCGGUGGGUCGUAGCGUGGGAGGUGUCUGGCGUGGGCUGGGCAGCGUGUCAGAGGGCCGUCUGGGUGCUCGGGGCAGUUCCAGGAGAUCCGGCUACGCCUUUGCCCACCAGGAAGGAUUUGGAGAGCUGAUCACGUCAGGAAAGAACAUGAGGCUCUCAACUAUGGCCAUGGCCACCUUUGCCUCCAGACACAGCUCCAGCUGGAUCGACACGCUCCGCAGGAAGAAGCCCUCGCACCCUCACACACCUCCCAGCGCCUCCGGGGAAAGCAGCCCGGCACGCAGUUGUGUGUCCGGGUCAGUUGCGCCGCUCUCAAAUUCCUCCUCUGUUCUGGGCUCACAAGACACGGCCAUCGAGGAGGUGACUGGUGCAGUGCCGGCCCAACAGACUGUUCCCGCUUCAUCCACACAAACGCCACCAGCUUCGGAAGCAGCUGCACCUCAGGGUUCAGCCCAGGCCGAGAGUGCAGGCGUCCUUAUCUCCGCAGCAGAGAGCUCCAAUGAGGGAGACUCACCUGGAGGCUGGACCAUCACUCUGGGCGCCAUGCAGGAAGCUCUGUUUGGUUGGAAGGCUCGGGCCACUGCAUCCAACAGCCCCCGCCCACCCUCUGUCCCCAUGGAAACCAGCCAGAUUGAGUGAAACAUUCAGAAUAAAUGGAAGAAUAACUUGUUCACUAAUGUCCAUCACAUGUUUGCACACACAGGCAGGUUGUGUGACAUGCUUUGCUGGAGAGAAACUGAGUUAUAGAGAGUAGACUGUCAGUUCUCUCUGUUUCGCAACGGAAGCUUCUAUAAUAGGUCAAAUAAAUUCAAAUCAUCGGCAGUGGCAUAUCCUAAUGACAUGGACCUUGUCCAACUGUGAAUUGGGAUUUAUUGGAGAUAUACUGUUCCCACGGCAUUGACUAGAACAUCACGAGACUUACAGUAUUUACCAGAAGCAAAGCAGCGGUUGUGGAAAAGGUAACUUACUAUUAAUGAUGUUAAAGAUUAUUUCCACUUGUAAUUUCAAGUUAAGCCUUGUUCAGAACCGAGCUUCCCUCAAAAUCAACAAUGGGUUGAAUAAAUGAACAGAAUAAAAAUAACUUUAAUCAGUGAAGUGCAGGCAUUAUUCCUAAAGAUGUUUUUGUUCACUAUAGUUCUCAGUGAGAAUGGUGCUUUACGUUACAGGACACUUCCAAACUGUUGCAGGUCCUUUAUCUCCCAUUGAUUUUGUUUCUUACUUGUUUACUUAAAAUGUUUUCCAUUUCAUUUUGCAUCAUAUUGAUGUGUUUUAUAAUGGUCAAGUUGAGUUGCACUUAGAGCUCUCAGAGCGUUUUCUCCUCUUCGCAGGUCACAAGCUUACUUUAGGUUAGACUUGAGCAAAGUGCAAAGAAACUCUGUGAAAACGGAAAAAUGCUGUAACGCACCUUAAAAGGGGAUUUGUCAAUUUCAGUAACGGGCUUUGAAUUUGUCAACGCAUGAAGGAAAGGUGUAAGGAGAUAAUGACGCCUUAACAAUGCCACCAUUCUCCUCUAAAGCUUCCUGAUCCAUCAAUCAAGUUCAACAUGCCAUCUGUGUUGCAAAUGCUACUGUCAAUUGUGGACCCUUACCCAAGUUGGGGUGAGCAGAGGAACAAUAUAAACCUGUUCCAGGAUCAGCCCCUUCUACUGCAGUCUUCAUCAAAGUAGCUAUUUGACUGGAAACACAACAGUAUGCAAACAUGACCUGCAAAAACAAGACCAGAAAUGAAUGUACAGUUGAAAGGUGAUCAAUAAACGUGUCAUCUUUCUUUCAAAUGAGAGA
This is a messenger RNA of Pseudoliparis swirei, 5631 nucleotides long. RefSeq names its product ATPase phospholipid transporting 8B2 (gene atp8b2). The transcript is spliced from 29 exons. Bases 359 to 4489 code for a protein of 1376 amino acids. Gene Ontology annotation, cellular component: plasma membrane. Gene Ontology annotation, molecular function: ATPase-coupled intramembrane lipid carrier activity; ATP binding; magnesium ion binding. Gene Ontology annotation, biological process: Golgi organization; phospholipid translocation. Lineage: Eukaryota; Metazoa; Chordata; Actinopteri; Perciformes; Liparidae. The record is from RefSeq and is a predicted model, not a curated record.